This is a messenger RNA of Gossypium raimondii (Peruvian cotton), 570 nucleotides long. RefSeq lists its product as uncharacterized. The transcript has 2 exons. Gene Ontology annotation, molecular function: nucleic acid binding. Bases 1 to 570 code for a protein of 189 amino acids. NCBI's taxonomy places the organism in Eukaryota, Viridiplantae, Streptophyta, Magnoliopsida, Malvales, Malvaceae. The record is from RefSeq and is a predicted model, not a curated record.
AUGGCCCGAUUGAAAAUUCUACUGUCUGAAUUCGACAUAACCUAUGUGAAUCAAAAGGCCGUAAAAGGAAGCACUAUAGCAGAUUUUCUAGCUAGUAGAGCUCUAGAAGAUUAUGAACCUUUGAACUUUGACUUACGAAAUGAGGAUCUGAUGUUUGUGGCAACUACUAAGGCAAACACACAAGAAGGCAAUGCUUGGAAAUCAAACUUUGACAGAGCCUCAAAUGCUGUGGGUAACGGGAUCGGGGCAAUCUUAGUAUCUCCACACGAUGAUUAUUAUCCGUUCACUAGGAAAAUAGAUUUUGAUUGCACAAACAACAUGGCGGAGUAUGAGGCAUGUAUCAUGGGAAUCCGUGCGGCAAUAGAACACAAAAUCAAGUUUGACGACAUCACCUUCUGUUAUCUCCCACGAGAUGAGAAUCAGAUGGCCGAUGCUUUGGCUACAUUGGCUUCCAUGAUCAAAGUAAAUAAACAAGAUGAUGUGAAGCCUAUCCAAAUGAGCAUUUAUGAGACUCCAGCCCACUGUUGCAACAUUGACGAGGAAGAAGAAAAAGACGACCACCCUUGGUAA